CUUUGUUUCAGGCAAGAAGAAUAUAGUGAAUAAAAUGCAGACUAGACAACAUACUGCAAAAAUCCAAAAGGCAGUGUAGGAUCCAAAUGCUGAUUCGACAUUAACAAAGUAUCUACUUAUGAUAAAUAUAAAAAUAGUACAUAUGAAAACAAAUAUUGAGGAUGCUUUGGCUUUUAUUUCUUGAGAGAACAUUUCGCCCAUUAUUGUCCAAGAAAGAGGGCCUAAGCCGACACUGUAACUGGCCAUGUAUGCAAGCAUGGAAAAUAUUGGCAGCCAGCCCAAAUUACUUACAUCACUUUUUGCUGCGUCUUUUAGCUUCUUUUUCAACAGCUUCUCUACUUUUGCCUCUCAGCCGCGCCAGAACUUUGAUCAAAUCUUCCUUCCGGCCUUUAGCCGCUAAAUAAUACGGCGAUUCUGGCAU
This is a messenger RNA of Cotesia congregata, 421 nucleotides long. The record is from the annotation of a GenBank genome assembly. NCBI's taxonomy places the organism in Eukaryota, Metazoa, Arthropoda, Insecta, Hymenoptera, Braconidae.